UUCAGGAACGCUGCUGUGUGAAACUCCGGGUUAGUUUCCUACAUUUAUCGGCCAACUGAAAGUCGCCGCUGGUGGGAAAGAUGGCAGCGUGACGUCAGAGCAGCAGCAGCCGCAGCCUCCCUGCAUGUCCACGAGUCCCCAUGGAUGACCUGACCAAAGCCCUCUCGGCCAGCUUCGCUGUGUCCAAGGAGCCCAACAGUACGGCCGCCCCCCAUCCUCGGCUGGCCCAGUACAAGAGCAAAUACAGCGUGCUGGAGCAGAGCGAGCGACGCCGGCGCUUCCUUGACCUGCAGAAAAGCAAAAGGUUAAACUACGUCAACCAUGCGCGGCGUCUGGCCGAUGGGGACUGGACGGGGGCAGACAGCGAUGGAGAGGAGGACAUGGAGAAAGAAGACGAGGGGGAACGGGAGCAAAAUGGUGACACAGAGGAAGAGGGGAUGGAGGUGGAGAGGAGAAAGUUACCAAAACAUUAUGCAAACCAGCUCAUGCUGUCAGAGUGGCUGGUGGACGUGCCAUCAGAACUGGACACUGAUUGGCUGAUGGUGGUCUGUCCCAUGGGGAAAAGGUCUCUUAUUGUUGCCUCGAAGGGUUCCACCGCAGCGUACACUAAAAGCGGCUACUGUGUGAACCGUUUCCCCUCCCUGCUUCCCGGUGGGAACCGACACAACUCAGCCAUGGGAAAAGACUACACGAUCCUGGACUGCAUUUACAGCGAGGUGGACAGAACGUACUACAUCCUGGAUGUCAUGUGCUGGAGAGGCCACCCGGUCUACGACUGCCCGACCGAAUUCCGUUUCUACUGGCUCCAGUCCAAAGUCCAAGAGACAGACGGCCUAUCAGAAAUCGCCAAACGUAACCCCUUCCGGUUUGUGAGCCUCCAAAGCACCGCCUGCACAGCAGACUUGAUUCACAAAGCUCUGGCAGCCGAGUACAGCUUCAACGUGGACGGCCUCCUCUUCUACCACCGACAGACCCACUACACCCCUGGCAGCACCCCUCUGGUGGGCUGGCUUCGCCCCUACAUGGUCAACGACAUCCUGGGCAUAGAGGUUCCCGUAGGACCCCUCACUACAAAGCCUGAGUACGCCAGCCACCAGCUGCAGCAGAUCCUGGAACACAAAAAACCAUCGUGUGAGGUCCGCCCGGCCAACAGAAGCGGAGGCUACGAACUAGAGUACCUGUCCACCCCGAACCAGGAGAGUGGCGACACCGUGAACUUUCUGAAUCAAAAGCCAAUAAGGGAAGCACACAUGGAGCCCUGAGUGGGAGGCUUAACAAGAUGCAAAUUGCUAACUCAGGUUCUCAGUGGUGGCAGCCCACAUAUGGCUCUUUAGAAUGUCUGCUGAAUGGUUCCACAGAUCUGACCAAUUGCAAAGCAUGGCUAAUUCUAAUCCGGCACUGCUCAGGAUGCCCUCAGAGUGCAGAUUAGUAGAGCUAUGAUAUAUAUAUA
Messenger RNA from Larimichthys crocea (large yellow croaker), 1450 nucleotides. RefSeq names its product snurportin 1 (gene snupn). Gene Ontology annotation, molecular function: protein binding; nuclear import signal receptor activity. The record is from RefSeq and is a predicted model, not a curated record. Bases 141 to 1262 code for a protein of 373 amino acids. Gene Ontology annotation, cellular component: nucleus; cytoplasm. Gene Ontology annotation, biological process: protein import into nucleus; snRNA import into nucleus. The transcript has 9 exons. Lineage: Eukaryota; Metazoa; Chordata; Actinopteri; Sciaenidae.